Passer montanus (Eurasian tree sparrow) is the source of this 1371-nucleotide messenger RNA. It is a transcript of the gene DLX3, whose product is annotated as distal-less homeobox 3. Gene Ontology annotation, biological process: epithelial cell differentiation; regulation of transcription by RNA polymerase II; embryo development. The record is from RefSeq and is a predicted model, not a curated record. The transcript has 3 exons. The coding region runs from base 503 to 1330 and encodes 275 amino acids. Lineage: Eukaryota; Metazoa; Chordata; Aves; Passeriformes; Passeridae. Gene Ontology annotation, molecular function: RNA polymerase II cis-regulatory region sequence-specific DNA binding; DNA-binding transcription factor activity, RNA polymerase II-specific.
CCACAACAAACUCUAUAAACAAUCCUCCAAAAAAUCCCCCCAGAGCCCCAAAGUUCCCUCGUAAACAGCCCCGUCCUGCCCCCGCCGUGUCCCCUGUGUCCCCAGGACCCCCCUCCUGCAGACAGCACCCUGCACACUUUAUUUAUUCCCUCACCCUCCUUCACCCACUCUUUGUUGUUUCUUGAGAGAGAAAAAGAAGAAAAAAAAAAAAAGAAGGGAGAGAGAGAGAGAAAGAAAAAAAAAAACCCACACAGGAGGAGGCAGGAGCCUAUUUUGCCUCCCAGGCAAUAUUUCUGGAGCCAAUCGGAAUGCGCACCCACCCUGCCCUGCUCCCUAAUUAAAGGCUUUAAGCAGGCGGCCGGGGCCGGAGGUUUGGGCACAGUCUCUCGGUGGCUCCUCUCGAAGCAGCCGCGGCUCCGGCUCCGCUCGGGGCGCUCCAGGCCGCGGCAGCCGCCAGGUUGGGGGGUCCCCGGCGCGGGCAGGCAGCCGCCCCCUCCCCGCCAUGAGCGGCUCUUUCGAUAAGAAGCUCUCCAGCAUCCUGACGGACCUCUCGGGCUCGCUGAGCUGCCAUGCAGCCUCCAAGGACUCUCCCACGCUGCCCGAGUCCUCGGUCACCGACCUGGGCUACUACACGGGCCAGCACGACUACUACCCGGGCCAGUCGUACGGGCAGCCCGUGGGCCACUACCCCUACCCGCAGUUCAACCUCAACGGCAUCGGCGCCGCGGGCACCUACUCGCCCAAAUCCGAGUAUUCCUACAGCCCCUCGUACCGCCAGUACGGGCACUUCAGGGAGCAGCAGCUCCCGCCGCAGGAGGCAGUGUCGGUGAAGGAGGAGCCGGAGCCCGAGGUGCGGAUGGUCAACGGGAAGCCCAAGAAGAUCCGCAAGCCCCGCACCAUCUACUCCAGCUACCAGCUGGCCGCCCUGCAGCGCCGCUUCCAGAAGGCGCAGUACCUGGCGCUGCCCGAGCGCGCCGAGCUGGCGGCGCAGCUGGGGCUCACCCAGACCCAGGUGAAGAUCUGGUUCCAGAACCGGCGCUCCAAGUUCAAGAAGCUCUACAAGAACGGCGAGGUGCCCCUGGAGCACAGCCCCAACAACAGCGACUCCAUGGCCUGCAACUCGCCGCCGUCGCCGGUGUGGGACAGCCCCGGCAGCGCCCGCACCCCGCUGCCGCAGCCGCUGCCCUACAGCUCCUCGCCGGGUUUCCUGGAGGAGCACAACCCCUGGUACCACCCCCAGAGCCUCAGCGGCCCCCACGGACCCCCGCAGGCGCAGGCGGCCCCCCCGAUGCACCACCCGUCCCCCGGGCCCCCCAGCACCGUGUACUGACGGGCACCGAGGGCUCAGAGACGCUGCACAACUCCUUGGCC